Pyricularia grisea is the source of this 978-nucleotide messenger RNA. RefSeq lists its product as uncharacterized. Lineage: Eukaryota; Fungi; Ascomycota; Sordariomycetes; Magnaporthales; Pyriculariaceae. The coding region runs from base 649 to 978 and encodes 109 amino acids. The transcript has 3 exons. The record is from RefSeq and is a predicted model, not a curated record.
CGGAAAGACUCUGACGCGAGCGACAGUGGAAAAGUUUUUCAUAGUUUUUUUUCUCGUUCCUUUCUCAAGAUCUCCUUGGCUUAGCUUGGCCUUAGCAGUCUUCUCCAAAAUUUGUAGUACGCGCCUAAGCCUAUACUAUUAAAGCGAAAAAUGGCGAUUUUCUCCCAGGCUUUCUUCCGGAUAACAAUUGAAGCUGCCGCUACGGCAAUUAGAAAAGAAGUUGCUAGGCUAGUCUGUUGACCAGGUAAUGCUACUGCAACGGAAGAAUCUAGAGCUGUACAAUAAAAGCGCACCAAGCAGGAUAGUGCCGACCGCGGCGGUCACGCCCACUGCCAAAGGUGACUGGCAAGCAGUGUUUCUGUCUUGCCCGCUUGCGCCUGUUGAAUCCAGGGCCUCGAUGAAGGUCAUGAAAAGACUUUACGAGACUAGUCAAUCAACCAGAAUAGAGCCUAGCUGGAGGACGAUGUCAUAGCGCCACGCGAGGCCAAGCAAGUAGGUUUCUCUCUGCUCACCUUCGCAGCUGGCGGAGACGCGAAGGCCCUUUGUCUUUGCUGCAAAGCUGUUCCACUCUGUCGCAACGGAGAUUCGAGUGAGGAGCUCGUCGUAUGACAUGUACGCAAUAGGAACGAGGACUUGAGGUGAGCUUACAUGGCCAGGAAACUUUUUGCCUGGUUUACCACGGCCAACACCAUCACCGAGUCGGAGCCGACUCAGACGACCGAAGAGCCCAAGCGGCCCAACGCCAAGAAAAAUAACGUCACAUGCUUCAACUCGGGGUACCGCAAAGAUAAUGCGGAGGCAGCCAACAGUGCCAGGCCCUUCUGUAACCUGGUCACCGCUGCCGCUGGCGUGUUGUUGUCGCAAAGCCGCGACCUGCUGCUGCUCGCUGAGCGGGCGACGGUCGAACUUGAGGACGGGUUCCAUUUGAAAAAAGACCAUGGAUUUGCCCGGCGCCAAGCGUAUCUGGGUGGUUUGUAG